Molecule: messenger RNA, 1155 nt
Organism: Amoebophrya sp. A25
Lineage: Eukaryota; Dinophyceae; Syndiniales; Amoebophryaceae
Source: the annotation of a GenBank genome assembly
AGAGUGGUCAUGUUGAUAUUAAAUGAAAAGAAAACCGGUCUACUUUCAAAGGCUAAGCGGUUGUAUUAAUCGAAUGGAUUAAGUCUACUAAGCAAAUUAUAUAGUCUUUUGCCCAAAAGGAUGUCGGCUGCCCUCAAGUCUAUCGGGAACGCUUUCGCGUCACAAGCCGGGCCUGGAGCAGCGGGUAAAUUGAUGUUUUUCAUCCGCGUCAUUCAAAAACCAUGAUGAAUGCUCACGCAUGGAUGACGAUCAAAAAGUAACCAAAGCAUCUCUUAAGACUAUCCUUAACUUAGCAGGUUAUUCCCUCGCUUUCGGCGCUGUUUGCGGUAUAGGGCUAUCAACGGUUGUCGCCGGCGGUCGGGCUCUGCAUGUCCUAUUAGCAGAUCACGACCACUACAAGCUGCAGUCUCGUCAGCGAUACCUGGACAAGCAGACUAUCUUCUUUUAUGGUUUUCGUUUUGUUCCACCUGGAGGUCCAUGCGUCCAUGCCUAUCAUACUUGUUUUCGUGGUGCUCUUACAGCGUUUUUUACAUCUUUCUUUUCUUCCAAGUGUCCAACGAAUAGUUACUAGAGUUAGCACGAGUAUCUGAAUACUGCUUCCAAAUGUUCAACAUCCAAUCUAAUCCGUCUACUCCUUCCUCAGGCUUAUUAUUUGUUCCCUCUGGUCCAUGCCUAUCAUGCUUGUGGUGCUCGUACAACUUUUUUUACGUGUCGAUCGUGGGUGAUCGAUAUGGUGUAUCAUGGUCAAAAAAUAUGGAGAUGGACCUAAAUCUUCUAGUACAACUAGUUCUCGCUCUAAUCUCGCCAAGAGCUCCAGGAAGAGAACGAGGGGCAUCGACUAGCGGCACUUGCGCAGGAAUACGAUCCGGUCGCCUGUCGUCCACCCUUCGGCAAGCUUGAUGCAAAAUACAAGUUCUAAGAAGAAGUUUCCAGUUCCAGAUGCCAUAUGUGACGCUGCUUCUCUGUUGUAACAAAGAUAAGGCAUGAGAUCAUUUUCACUUCUUUCAAACGAAUAUCCUCUGUGUGAUGGAUGAUCCCUUUUGAACCUGAUUGAUGUGACAAACAGACACAUCACAAAGAAAGAUGUCCACCUCCUGUUCGAUUUUCCUGGACGCGCGAACGGGAAGUUCCUUAUGAAAGUUUUCUAAACUACAU